This is a messenger RNA of Drosophila ficusphila, 1037 nucleotides long. RefSeq names its product trypsin alpha-3. Bases 35 to 934 code for a protein of 299 amino acids. Lineage: Eukaryota; Metazoa; Arthropoda; Insecta; Diptera; Drosophilidae. Gene Ontology annotation, molecular function: serine-type endopeptidase activity. Gene Ontology annotation, biological process: proteolysis. The transcript has 3 exons. The record is from RefSeq and is a predicted model, not a curated record.
UCAACUCUGACUCUUUUUUUUCACCUGAACUGCAAUGGCGAGGAUCUCGUUGAAGAUCUGCACCUGCAUUCUUUUGCAACUCCUCUUCUGCAGGGCAGAGGAGGAUCAGACGCUGCAGCCGCAGCCGCGCAUCAUCAAUGGCAUCGCAGCCACGGCGAACGAGAGUCGCCACCUGGCCUCCAUUCGCCUCCGCUCGCACGACGGCAACUUCGGCAAUGGCCACAUCUGCGGAGGGUCGCUUAUCGCACCCUCGAAGGUCCUUACGGCCGCACACUGUUUGUACAACUCCCAGAAGAAGCGCUAUCGAAAGGCCAGCGAGUUCGUCGUGGUCCUUGGCACGCUGAACCGUUUCGAGCAAAUCAACGGAACCAUCGUGUCCCGAGUGAGCUCCAUGGCCUACAUGCAAACCUUCAGUCCGGAGAGCAUGCGCGAUGACGUGGGCCUCCUCUUCCUCCGGACUGGAUUGCCAUCUGAGGGCGUCCACCUCACCGUGGCCCCCAUCCAGCUCCCGGAACAGGUCACGCCCUCCGGAAGUCUGUGUCAGGUGUCUGGCUGGGGGCGCACAGAGACGAGUUCUCUGUCCAACGUCCUAAUGACGGCCAACGUCUCCAUCAUUCGGCAGCAGACCUGCGAGGCGAUCUACUCGUCCGGCUUGCUGCCCGGAAUGCUAUGUGCCGGACGAUUGCAGGGCGGCACCGACUCCUGUCAGGGAGACUCCGGCGGACCACUGGUGCACGAGGGCCGACUGGUUGGUGUCGUCUCCUGGGGCUACGGAUGUGCGGAGCCGGGACUGCCGGGCGUCUACGUGGACGUGUGGUACUACCGCCAGUGGAUCGAGGAACACAAUGGGGUCCCGCACUUCAGGAUAAGUCCCGAAAUAAUAAUACUGAUGCUGUGCUCUCUGUUCGUGGCUAAAGAGUUUCUAUUUCAGUAGACAUUAGUUAAUCGUAAAGUAUUUUUUGUACACCUAUUAUAAGACCUAAGCCAUAGAAUAGUAAGUCUGAAAAACGAUAUAAUAGGAACUAUAGCAAACGUUA